Molecule: messenger RNA, 186 nt
Organism: Acaulospora morrowiae
Lineage: Eukaryota; Fungi; Glomeromycota; Glomeromycetes; Diversisporales; Acaulosporaceae
Source: the annotation of a GenBank genome assembly
AUGCCGAUGCCGAUGCCGAUGCCAAUUCCGAUGCCAAUUCCGAUGCCGAUACCGAUACCGAUGCCAAUGCCAAUUCCGAUGUCAAUUCCGAUGCCGAUGUCAAUUCCGAUGCCGAUUCCAAUUUCAAUGCCAAUACCAAUAAUGAUUUCAAUGCCGAUACCGAUGUCCGUACCGAUACUGAUGCCU